UCUCUGAAAUGAGGAUCAUGUCUUAAAUGCGGAAAUGCAGACUGAAAGAACUGAUUGGUUAUGUACUGAGAGCAAGUACCAUCUUACAGUAUGUUAACUAGUACUCUCCUCUAUAAUUGUUUUAGUCGUCUAAUAUGCAUUUGAAAGGAUGGGAAAACCCAAUUAUUAUAUUGUUUUUAGGCUCAGAUAGCACUGAAGUAAACGGCUGCCUGUGGGACAUCUGAUUGGCCAAUCAAACCCAGUCCUCGUGAAGAGCAGAGAACGUAUAGAGGUUCAACCCAUUCCGCACAGCAUUUGAAGCACGAUGACACCUCCAAACUUUGCUUUCUACUUCACAUGUCUGUUCACAGCAAAUAUAGCUCCCUUGACAGCUUUGAAUCAAUCAUCAUUACAUUUUGAAUCAGCUAAUGUUGGGGAAAGUGUGACUUUGCCAUGCUCCUGUCAAGAUUAUUCAGCAGUGAUGUUUUACUGGUAUCAGCAAACUCUGGGACAGAAGCCAAAACUGAUAUCUACAUUCUAUAAGCAUAAUGAAAAUGGCACCUUUGUUGAUGAAUUCAAAAACAAUCCACAUUUCUCCCUGGAUACUAGAAAACGUAAAAAUCACCUGACAAUAUCAAAUUUGCGCAUUUCAGACUCAGCUACUUACUACUGUGCAAGUAGCAAUUUAUAUUACUUUGAAUUUUGUGAGGGCACUAUUGUCAGUGUAAAGGGUUCAGGUUUGAACCAAGCUUUGGUCCAUCAGUCAGUUUCUGAGACCAUCUUGCCAGGAGGCUUUGUGACUCUCAACUGUACCGUACACACUGGGACCUGUGAUGGAGAACACAGUGUUUACUGGUUCAAAUACUCUGAAGAUUCUCAUCCAGGACUCAUUUACACCCAUGGAGACAGGAAUGAUCAGUGUGAGAGGAAACCCAACACACAAACACACACCUGUGUCUACAACUUUCCGAUGGAGAACCUGAAUCGUUCUCACGCUGGGACCUACUACUGUGCUGUUGCCUCAUGUGGACACAUACUGUUUGGGAACGGGACCAAGGUGGACUUUGCGAAUGAGGAAGACUCUCAUGCCUCUGUGUAUUUCCUGAGUGGGGCUAUCGCAUUCAGCACCACCAUCAUGAGUAUUUUACUGGCUUUCUCAGUGUAUAUUAUCAACAGGAGAAAAACCUGCCUUUUUACAGAGUCUUCUGCAAGAUUUUCACAUCCCUCAAGAAACAAUGCGGAGGGUUACAAAAAUGAAUAUAAUCUCUAUUACAAUGCUUUAGGGGAGAGCAAGAUCAACAGACUAAGAAGACACAAGGAUGACACCUGGAGUGAAUGUGUGUACUUUAGUGUAAAGCAGUAGAGCUGAACUGAGCAUAUUUUUAUCUUUGUGUGAGAGAAUGUGACCUCAUGCUGACUCCUUUAAAGUGUAAUAUGGCUUUUGUAAAAUUCUGGAAACAUGAUUUCACCUAAAUAUGAUGAAUACAAAGCCUUGCUUUCAAAUAAACUCAUCAAACAAGCUUUAACAAAGACAACACAUGAAGGAAAUUGAACUGUAUCUGUGCCAAAGCAUUGUAGUAGACUUACCAGAGACGUUCUAGUACCUGACAUUAAAAUGAGUACUGAGACUACAGUAUUAAAAUUCAGUUCAAACAAAGAUCUACAGUCUGUGAAAGAAAUGUGCUUCAAAGCCAAUUUACAGCAUAAAGUCAUCAGAAACAGGCCACUCCUUGAUUAAUAGUUGUAUAUGCUGAUUGUGUGCAUCUGUUUAUUGCUUCCAAGUGGUCAGCAGUGUAAGGAUAAAUGUAUGGUUUUGUGAGGUUCAGUGAUGUUUAUUUUAAGGAUAAUCAGUAGCUUUUGUCUUUGUGUAUGCAGAUCUAUA
This is a messenger RNA of Xiphias gladius (swordfish), 1861 nucleotides long. RefSeq lists its product as uncharacterized. The record is from RefSeq and is a predicted model, not a curated record. Gene Ontology annotation, biological process: response to bacterium. The transcript has 5 exons. Lineage: Eukaryota; Metazoa; Chordata; Actinopteri; Istiophoriformes; Xiphiidae. Bases 305 to 1342 code for a protein of 345 amino acids.